This is a messenger RNA of Desarmillaria tabescens, 1686 nucleotides long. RefSeq names its product FAD/NAD-P-binding domain-containing protein. Gene Ontology annotation, molecular function: NADP binding; N,N-dimethylaniline monooxygenase activity; flavin adenine dinucleotide binding. The coding region runs from base 1 to 1686 and encodes 561 amino acids. NCBI's taxonomy places the organism in Eukaryota, Fungi, Basidiomycota, Agaricomycetes, Agaricales, Physalacriaceae. The transcript is spliced from 11 exons. The record is from RefSeq and is a predicted model, not a curated record.
AUGGUCUCCUCCAAACUACAUUACACGUUACUGUUUCUAUCUAGUGCUUUGGCCCAGCAGGUCACCUUCCAAAAGCUCGAAUCUCAUGACCAAACCCACGAAUGGACGCAAUUCAACCAUACCAUUAAACGUGUCGCGGUUAUCGGAGCAGGUCCUGCUGGGCUCCAAGCCGCCGCUGCCUUAUUGGAACAUAACUUUACAGUUCGUCUCUUCGACCGCGCCCCCGGCCCGGGUGGGAACUGGUUCUAUUCUGAAGAGAUCCCUGUUCGAGAGUCCUACCCAGACGAACCCUUGGGAAAGCAAAAGUGGGUUCCUGACCAGCUCCCCGCGACUCAGUACUACCAAGAAGGCGAUGACGGCUUGAGUUUGGGUGAGAGGUGGAGAGAGCAUUGGCUCCCGCGCCCGAUUUGGGAUUCGCUAUCCACAAACUCACCCGCAGUCAUCACUGAGCUUCCCGAUGUGCCUUAUUUGCCUGACCAUCCUUGGGUGAUCCCUGCUCAUACAAUCCAAGCGCACGUUCGCGCCUAUGCCUCCCUUCACAAGCUCAACGUUAACGACAACGAGGCAGUAACAGCUUACUCAACACGUGUCGAAAGACUCACAAAGAAACCUGGCAGUUCAGCGUGGACGCUCACCCUGAGGCAUCUCAAAAAGCUUAAAGAAUCGCAACGGAUUAAAGCUACUUGGUGGACGGAGGAAUUCGACGCUGUCGUUGUUGCUGCAGGACCCUAUGACCAACCUCAUGUACCCGACAUUGAUGGCUUGAUUGAGUGGAGCAAAGUGAGAGCCGUUGAUGAUCCGUCGAGGUUUAGUGUCUAUCAUUCGAGGGUCUAUCGCACACCGCAGCGAUACACUGGAAAGAAUGUUCUGGUCGUUGGCGUUGGCACCUCUGGCUCGGAAAUAGCUCGUGACAUCAUACCAUAUGCUAAUAAGGUCUACGCUAGCUCAAAGAAAUACGUCUGGGACAGCCUACACCCCUUCCAGCGCCGUUCCUUCCGCCGAUUCCCUCCAGAGACUGAAUUCAUUCCCGAGAUAGCUUCAUUCAGUGCACUGCCUUCGUUCGAUAACGGCAUAAACUCUGGAAAAAUCACUCUUGUGAAUGGAAGUGUCUUGAAAGAUAUUGAUGAGAUUAUCCUUGCAACAGGGUACAAGAGGUCUAACGCGUUCCUUUCGGGCGAUUCUCAACGAGUAGCCCCGUCUGGCCCUCCGUCCGAUGUAUUCAACGGUAAUCCUCUGCGGAAUGUUCACUGGACUGGGCAUUACAUCCCCGACCCGACGCUUGCGUUCACUAAUGUACGCCCGUGGACUAUCGGUCAAUACCAGUCUUACGCGCUAGCUAAAGUGUGGGAAGGAACCGCACGGAUUCCCAAUGAGGCUGAGCUUUGGAGGCAAUACAACAGUACAAGAUACACACAUUUCCGCGGGCUGUUUGGAACUGGGCCCUCGGAAGCUAUUGCUCGCCAAUAUGUGGCGUGGCUCAACAACGAGUCCCUUGAACACGGCGGUAGACUCGUCUCCCCUUGGCCCGUGCAGAACUGGGAGGUCUUUUCUUACUAUGCUAACCAGGAAUGGGAAAAAGAUUAUAUCACGAGGGAGAAUUUCACUCAGUUUGAGAAGUUACCUGCGGAUGAGUGGACCAAAGCUGAUGUGUGGGACGCUUCCGUUUUGGAGGACGAGUUCUGGUAG